Gasterosteus aculeatus aculeatus (three-spined stickleback) is the source of this 1336-nucleotide messenger RNA. RefSeq names its product mitochondrial ribosomal protein L16 (gene mrpl16). Gene Ontology annotation, cellular component: mitochondrial large ribosomal subunit; ribosome. The record is from RefSeq and is a predicted model, not a curated record. Gene Ontology annotation, molecular function: rRNA binding; structural constituent of ribosome. Gene Ontology annotation, biological process: mitochondrial translation. NCBI's taxonomy places the organism in Eukaryota, Metazoa, Chordata, Actinopteri, Perciformes, Gasterosteidae.
AAGUGACUUGCCGGAAGUCGUGGUAGCAGCUCGGUAACGGCAGCGACCUUGUACAGGGCAUGCUGUCCACAACAGUUUCGUUAGUUUGCCAUCGUAAAAUGCCGGCGUAAUUCGCACGUACGAAGUGGCCGUUCGGUGUUUAUAGUGUCCUUCUCAGCGAUAACAUGUUUUCCUUCAUCAAGGUCGCAGUCGGUGGAUUGGGAGGCGUCUGUCGAGCACACGGUCACCAGCAAGGUCCCCUAAACAGCCACUUGAAAGUCCUGUUUGCAGGACUGAAGACACUCGAAAUGCCACCAGACUACAGCGAUGUGGUGCUGCCAGAGAAGCCUAAAUUGAAGUUCAUGAACAAGGUUCCCAACUUUAAGAAAGCAAAGAAAGAGAUGAAGAAGCUUCGGGAUAUUCAAGGUCCAGCAAAGGCAGCAAAUACCUUCACGACAGGAAAGUACGCUAUUGUGGCCAUGGGAGGGGGCUACCUUCACUGGGGCCACAUAGAGAUGAUCCGUCUAACCGUCAACCGCAAGAUGGAUUCCCGGACCACAUUUGCACGCUGGCGCAUCAAUGGCCCGUAUAAGCCCAUCACGCGCAAAGGUCUGGGUCAGCGCAUGGGUGGGGGCAAGGGAGCCAUCGACCACUAUGUGACACCCAUCCGCUACGGUCGAUUAAUUGUGGAAGUGGGAGGAAAGGUGGAGCUCGGGGAGGUUGAGCCAAUCUUGAUUGAAGUGGCAAAGAAGCUCCCCUUCCCUGCCAAGGUGAUGACCAGAGAGAGCUUAGCGGCCCUACAAAAGAAGCAUGUUGAGAUGGAGCAGAACAACCAGAAUCCCUGGACCUUCAGGGAGAUCGCACUGGGCAACAUGCUGGGUAUCAGGAAGGUGCUCAGCCCCUUCGACCUGCGCAGCCAUGGCUGCUUCACUGGCAAAUUUCACCUCCCAUGGAGGGUGUGAUGGACCUGAGGGACAGAAAUGGACAGUGUCCCACUGAAACAGGACCACCAUGUGGAAGAAGCAACCCAAAUAAAUAGCCAUGCCGGGAAUUUUAUUUCAUUUUUAUUUCAUAUGCAAACAUAUUUGUGAGAUAUUACUUUGUCAGGGAGAUUUCUUUUUUUCAUCAAAAACCCCCAAUAAACUAGAUACUGUAUUUCAUUAUCACAUGGUCACAGAGUGUCACAUUGUUGGAUUAAACGGUCUAUUUCUAAUUGGCUACAAAAAAGUAAAAAGGAAGUGAAAAAUGUAUCACAGAUUCUCUCACGUGUUGCAAUAAACCUGUUUUUACUGGAGGUGUAUUUGCUAAUGCUGUUGAAAUAAGUAUCACAAUUCCCCUAAUAAAUACAUCUUUAGUG